CAUGAAGCUCCGGAGAUUUUGCCUUCCCUUUCCCUCCUGCCUACUGCUGGUGCUUGCGGGAGCAGAACAGCACGCGUUUGAUGUGAGCGUUUGGCCUGAAAACCCUGUGGCGGAGCACGGAGGAUCCCUCUGGCUGAACUGUAGUACCAGCUGCCGGGAAGCCGAUGCCCGGGGUGGCUUGGAGACGUCGCUGAUCAAGGAGAGGAGAGACAAUGGGAGAAACUGGGCAACCUACCAGCUGGUCAACAUCACGGAGAGGGCGUCCGCCCUGGCGUGCUUCUUCGUCUGUGGCGGGGAGCGUAAAGCAGCGCCUGCAAACAUCACAGUGUAUCGGCUUCCAGAUCGGGUUGAGCUGGAUCCAGUGCCAGUGAUGGAGGUCGGGGAAAACUACACCUUCACGUGCCGCAUCUCCAACGUUGCCCCCAUCCAGCACCUGUCCAUGACCUUCCUCAAAGGAGGGGAAAAACUGCACACGUGGACGUUUGAGAACCACCCUGAGCGUGAACCUGGCAAUGUGGUCAGGAACCACACUGUAACUGCUCAACGGACCGACCAUGGGGAGGGAAUCAGCUGCCGGGCGGCCCUGGACCUGAGACCAGAAGGGCCUCUCUUCGAAAAGGCCUCCCUCGACCAAUUGUUGAAGACUGUCGCUUUCCCGAUGAGUCCCCAGCUUCAAAUCCCACCCUAUGUGGAGGCCCACGAGGACGUGAACGUGACGUGCGAGGUGGUCGGCCUUUUCCCAGCCAACGAGGCUGUGUUUGACCUCACUUUCAUGGGGAUGGGACUGAACUUCAGUGUCUCUGCCUCAGGGGACGCAGCCAGGGCCCAAGCGCUGGUGUCCCCCUCAAAUGCUGGAGAAGAUACACUGAACUGCACCGUGUCCUUGGGGCCAGUGGUCAGAUCAGUGGUGGCCUCCACUCAUGUUUACAGCUUCCCAGAGCCCUCAUUGCAAAUCCACCCAUCUCCCGUCCUGGCAAACCACCCUGUGACUGUUACAUGCAGUUCUCCCGCCACGCAGCUCCCAAAUGUAUCGCUUCUGGUCAAAAAUUCCUCUGGAAGCAUCUUAGCAUCUGGCGAUCAUCUCCCCCUGAGGCUCAAUCUGACAGCUCGGGAAGAAGACGACGGGCAGGAAUUUGUGUGUGAGGCUGAGCUGACAGUGGGUGGAAGAACCCUCACGAAGCACACGUCUGCCAAUCUUAGCGUCUUCCAUGUACCCGAAAUGGACGAGUCCACUUGCCCUGCCAACCGCACGUGGGUCGAGGGGGCGCUGCAAAGGCUCCGUUGCACAGCAAAGGGGAACCCCCAGCCAUCUGUGACUUGCGCAAAGGACGGCGUCCUGCACACCGUGGACCAGGAGGAACAAGUUGCUCGGAACCACAAAGGUCUCUACAGCUGCACAGCCACAAGUGAACUUGGCACCACCACCAGAGUGGUCGCCAUCCACGUGGAAUAUGGGCCUCAGCUAGACGAAUCUCGCUGCCCCAGCAGCCAAAUCUGGGUGGAAGGUUACCUGCAGAAUCUCAGCUGCCAAGCGGAUGGGAUGCCCACCCCAGAGGUCACCUGCAUGAAAGACAGCGUGGUGUACAACGUUGGGAAGCUGCAGAACAUCACUCAAAGCCAUGCUGGACUCUACCACUGCAACGCCACCAAUGUGCACGGAUCGAGUAGCAAGAGCAUUGCUGUCUGGGUGGAGUAUGGUCCCGUGAUGGAUAAUUCCAGCUGCCCCUCCAAUUGGACUUGGAGGAGAGGGACCGAGCGAAUCUUCAUCUGCUCCGCAAGGGGUAGUCCAGAACCUGUGGUCGAGUGUGUCAAAGAUGGCAUUGCUUUCCACCUUGGGGAACUCCAGAUUGUCGCUAGAGAACACGCCGGCACAUAUCUCUGCAGGGCCACAAAUGCGCACGGCUCUGUCGCCAGGGACGUGACCAUCCACGUGGAAUGUGACCAGAAAAUGGACGAAUCCAGCUGUCCGAGUAACUGGACCUUGGUGGAAGGGGUGCUACCCACCUUUGCCUGCAAAGCUGAAGGGAUGCCACCACCACCCACAGUGAUCUGCACCAAGGACGGGGCGUCAUACCUCCUUAGCCAAGGAGAGGGGAUGGGGAUCCCUGUCAACAGUGGGAUGUUCUGGUGUAAUGCUACAAACCGCCACGGGACAGCAGCCAAGUUGGUCACAGUGGUGGUUGAAACCAAGCCAAAGAUGGAUGAGGCCAGUUGCCCCAGCAACCAGACCUGGCUAGAAGGAACCCUACAGUCUUUGGCUUGUGAAGCCAAUGGGACUCCCACCCCGCUUGUCCUUUGCUUCAAGGAGGGAGCCACUGAGGAGUUCCACCAAGAGCAGAACAUCAGCAGGAACGACUCAGGGGCCUACCAGUGCAAGGCCACUAACAGCCACGGGACGGACAGGUGGAUGGUGACGGUGCAGGUGGAAUAUAGGCCCACCAUCUCCCUUCUGGCUGCCAGUGCCUCUUUGCCCAUCAGAAGGGGAGCAAGCUUCAACAUCACCUGCCAGGCUGACGGGUCCCCACCUGCUGUUUACACCUGGAGGGUACCUCCAGCCUCCAACCUCAACUACAUUGGCUACAACGACACGGUGACCGUAACUGAGGCGACGGGGCAGAACAGUGGUGUCUAUGAGUGUACGGCCAGCAACAAACAUGGGCAGCACUUGAGCCAGGUGGAGAUCCAGGUGGAAGAUCAUUGGCUGUACAUUAUUGUCGUCGUUGCCAUAGCUUGUGCUGCGAUGCUGGUCCUGGGCGGAAUGGCCGGGGUCAUCUACUACUUGAAAUCUACAGCCUGUAAGAAAGGCGAGUACAACGUCCGGGACGCAGAGAACUCAACUGAAGCCACCUGUCUGAACCGUGAGAGGGCCUGCGACGGAGAUAUCUACGGCAUACAGCUUACAAGGACCUGAACAAGCCUGAGCAGGUAUGCUAGGCAGAGACGGAGAGGCAGAUGGAAGAGUUCUGUCUGUUCAGCUAUACUGUUGUUGCUAUCUUCUCUGACUGUGAAGGGAAAAUGCCUGAACUACACAGACCUUCGCUUCACUGUGGAAUGAAUCAUCAGCCGCUCUGCUCAACACCCUGUCGAGUGCGGUCAUGAUGGAGGGGCAGUUCAUAACACAACAACAUUCCACAACAAUGUUCAUAACAAACUAUGGAACAGUGCAAAACCUUUCUCCCCAUGGCUGCUAGUUCAGCUGAGCCCCAUAGGAUAGCAGCAGGCUCAGCCACACUUGAAGGAGAGAAAAAAAAGUUAAAUUUGUUAAAGGGGAAGGCGGGGGGGAGGGGCCGUGGGAGAGGAGCAAACUGUCCAAGGUCAACUUGCAGCAGCCGACACUGCUGCUGAGCUCCGAUUAAGGCAACACAGCAAAAGCACGCGUCGCCGGCUGGAACGCUCCCUUCGGCGCCCUCACAGGAUGCAGUCCGUGAUGUGGAUCUGUAGCGUGUCCAGGUCUGGAGCCCUGUACUGGCACUUGGGGCAGCAGUAAUCCGGCUGCUCUUCGGCCAUGCUGUGCCUUGGCCCCGGGGUCAGCUGGGGGUGGAACGGGGCAACACCCAUCAUAUAAGCUGGAAGGGCAAGAAUGAGGACAGGUGAGCAUGCUGAGGUCAAAGUCCCGUUCUCUCCCUCCCCCCGCCCCACUCCCAAGUGGUACCUGUGGAUGCCGUGCCGCCCACCUGGUGUUUUUUAAAAGUGAGUGGGGUCAGGUGGGACUGUUGUCCAGCAACGUUUCUGGAUUGCCACUGGAGAUUUUGAAGAAAAAAGUUUGUUUUGGCAGCAGCUACGACCACAACAUGAGAAUCUUCACUGUGUGACUGAAGGUGAGCCGAAGCAGCCAUUUUGUAACCACGCUACGUCAAAAUGCCAAAGGCAUCAGCAGGCUCAAAAUAAGUUGGGGAGCCCUAGCUAGGCAAUAACAGAAACGUUCCCACGUGUAAGGCAACCUCGGGCGGUGGUUCUUUGAAGAGAGUGACUAAUUUAACUAAUCAUUUCAGCGCUCCACCUGCACUUUUCGUCACUGUGGAAAAUUUCCACACCAGCCAGGUAUGGCUGAGCUACUUUGGCUUCCUACAAACUGUCUCAAUCCAUUCCAAGGCCGUGGCAGAACUUCAGACAGCGCGGGGCAGUGGUUAGGAGCACUGGGACUGUAGUGAAAGGUUCAAGCUCUUGCUUUCCCAUAAAGCUCACUGGCCAGUCACUCUCAGCAAAUCUCAACAGGUUAGUUUAAAGAUAAGGUGGGGGGAGUACCAAGAAAAAGAAGAAGAGUUGGAUUUAUAUUCCCCAGCCCUUUCUCU
Molecule: messenger RNA, 4292 nt
Organism: Sphaerodactylus townsendi
Lineage: Eukaryota; Metazoa; Chordata; Lepidosauria; Squamata; Sphaerodactylidae
Gene: ICAM5
Product: intercellular adhesion molecule 5
Exons: 12
Coding region: 2-2911 (969 amino acids)
Biological process (GO): cell-cell adhesion
Cellular component (GO): membrane
Molecular function (GO): integrin binding
Source: RefSeq, a predicted model, not a curated record